Messenger RNA from Syngnathoides biaculeatus (alligator pipefish), 3995 nucleotides. It is a transcript of the gene ip6k1, whose product is annotated as inositol hexakisphosphate kinase 1. Gene Ontology annotation, biological process: inositol phosphate biosynthetic process; phosphatidylinositol phosphate biosynthetic process. NCBI's taxonomy places the organism in Eukaryota, Metazoa, Chordata, Actinopteri, Syngnathiformes, Syngnathidae. The transcript is spliced from 10 exons. Gene Ontology annotation, cellular component: cytoplasm; nucleus. The record is from RefSeq and is a predicted model, not a curated record. The coding region runs from base 543 to 2027 and encodes 494 amino acids. Gene Ontology annotation, molecular function: inositol hexakisphosphate kinase activity.
GUUGCUUCUGAAACGAGCUAGAGGGGGCGCUAAAGCGCUACAUCAACGCAAUAACAAGUGUAAAACGCCAAACAUGACGUCUCCCCGAUGCUGCCUGUUAUUUCUCAUCCACCGCAUCACUCUCGGAUUGGAGCGAGCCGACAUCCCGACACCGCUUCCCCACUUUGCCGAGUCUCUCUGCCGUUGAUGUCCACCCCCCUCCCCGGUUGUAGUCGGAUCCCGCAAUCAUCCAUCGUGAGUGAGGAAACGGUAUGAGCGGCGUCCGGAGCUGACGUGACUCGGUGUCUCCCCGCAGAUCAGAUGAAGUGAACUGACCCCCACGCCCUCCGCAGUCCUGACCGGGCACCUGCACUGAGCAGGCGGCGGAGCAGAACCGCACGCUGAUCGGAGGACGGGUGAGGUGGUUUUUCGGUCUGGCGCCGCCUCCCCCUGGGGCCGGCGUGCGCUCCCAGCAGCCCGUGGUGCCCUGUGCCCCGCCCUCGCCGUCACUGCCCGCCAGAGUCCAUGUGCCGGGGGGAAGUGCGGUUCGUCCGCCAGGAGCCAUGUGCCUCCCGCACACCAACAGCAUGGACAGCAAGCUACAGGGGGCGGGGCCAGGGGGUGACGCAUCACUUCAAUCCCGAGGAGGAGGCGUUCCACUCGAGCCCUUCAUGCAUCAGGUGGGGGGUCACACCAGCAUGAUGCGCUACGACGACCACACAGUGUGCAAGCCUCUGAUCAGCAGGGAGCAGCGCUUUUAUGAAUCUCUGCCUCCGGAGAUGAAGGAGUUCACCCCCGAGUAUAAAGGCGUGGUGUUGGUGUGCUUCGAGGGCGACUCCGACGGCUACAUCAACCUGGUGGCCUACCCAUACGGCGAGAGCCACAGCGCCGAGGCGGGGCCCGGCGAGCACGAGGAGCGCGAGCCGGCCGAGCGGGAGCAGCCGCGGCGGAAGCACUCCCGCCGCAGCCUCCACCGCUCGUCCUCGUCCUCGGAGCACAAGGAGGAACGCGGCGAGCGUCGGGAGGCGCACGACGCAGAACCCGCUGAGAAUAACAUGGCCGAGCUGAAGAGUCCGAGGUCGGAUCAGAAGAUCCACCUGGACCUCCCCUUCCAGAUGCUGGACUGGAACAGCGGGCUGAGCUCGGAGAAGAUCAGCCACAACCCCUGGAGCCUCCGCUGCCACAAGCAGCAGCUCAGCCGCAUGCGCUCCGAGUCCAAAGACCGCAAGCUCUUCAAGUUCCUGUUGCUGGAGAACGUGGUCCACCACUUCUCCUACCCGUGCAUCCUGGACCUGAAGAUGGGCACCCGGCAGCACGGCGACGACGCCUCCGAGGAGAAGGCGGCCAGGCAGAUGAGGAAGUGCGAGCAGAGCACCUCGGCGACGCUGGGGGUGCGCCUGUGCGGCAUGCAGGUGUACCAGCUGAACACGAGCCACUACCUCUGCCGGAACAAGUACUACGGGCGCGGCCUGUCGGCCGAAGGAUUGGGCCAGGCCCUGCAGCAGUACAUGCACAACGGGCGGGGCCUGAGGCGGGACCUCUUCGAGCCCAUCCUCCACAAGUUGCACAGCCUCAAGGCGGUGCUGGAGCGCCAGGCGUCCUACCGCUUCUACUCGUCCUCGCUGCUCAUCAUCUACGAGGGAAAGGAACUCGAAUCUCCUGCUGGUUUGAACUCUGGGCAGCUUCUCAGCAGGCAGAAGACUCCCGGACCCUCCGACGAGUCCCACUGCGGUCAUCCCGGGCCCUUCACGGAACCACCUCCCGCACCUCCAGUAGGAGACACUCCCCGCAUCGAGUCCCAUCCGGACUCCUCUUCCUGUCCCCCGCCCGCCUCGUCCCCCCCGCCACCGCCGCCCUCCGCCCCCUCGCCCCUGCCGAACCCGCAGCCCCCCCUGGUGGACGUCCGCAUGAUCGACUUUGCCCACUCCACCUUCAAGGGUUUCCGCGGCGACACGGCGGUCCACGACGGACCCGACCGGGGCUACGUGCUGGGCCUGGAGAGCCUGAUCAGGAUCCUGGAAGGUCUCCGGGCCGAAAGCCUGCAGUGAACACUCGGGUGGAAAUCCAGAAGUCGAGGUUUCCAUCCUUCACCACACCACCACCACCACCACACACUCACUCCCCAAGUUACAGUGUCACCAUGGCAACACUUGUCACAAGUGGACAAACGAGCCCCUUUUACGCCGCCUGUAAAAGCAAACAUUAGUCAAUCCUUAUUCAGAAUUUUUGUUGACCUUUGCAGGAAGUAUCACAGGCCGCCAAUGUUUCACACCUGACACUUGGUUCUCCCAUCGUGGUUGUAGCGAGGUCCCGCUCGGCCGUGUUCCGGGCACGGUCACGUUCUGUAUCUUCCGUUAAUGGCUCCGACUUUGCAGGAGAAUGAAAGAUGGAAUUUUUCUGCCCGUUUUGUGUAAACGGCGCCAAUCUCGGCUGGCAGUCUUCAGCUUUCAGGGUUCGAGCUGCUUAUUUAACAAAAAAAAAAAAGAAGAAGAAGAAACUGGGAUCGUGGAACAAGAAUGUGACUCUUCACAGACAGCUGUGGAAAUAUUCAAUUUUUUUGGAGUGCGGAUACAUUUCAGAUCUGCGGUUACAGCUGUGAUUUUUCAGUGGGGGGGUAAAAAAAAAACUUUUCACACCAGGUGUGAAAUUUUACAGCCGACUUGAAUUUCUCCCGCCUGGUCGUCGACGGUAUCAAAUCAUCUCGUUGUGGGUUAGCGUGUAGUGCCGUCGCAUUCAUCCCACUUUGAAAUUUCGCAAGACCUCAACCCUUUCACACGGAGAUGCUUCGAUCGGGGAGACGGAAUAGGGCGACGAAGGCGAUCCAUAAAUUUUACAUCUUUUUUUUUUUGCUACGGUCUUCUUUGUUUGUGGGAACCUGUUUCGUGCCGAUAUCUGAUCUUGGCUGUGUUCUGCGUGAAAUCCUCAGGCGGUCCAAUCUUUUGUUACUUUUUUGAUUCAGCAUCGCCGCAUCCUGUCAAUCAAAUUCUUCUUGCCACCUCGUUGUCAUGGAAAUGUUGCAGGGGGGCAUCUUUUGAAGCAAUAUUUUUUUUUUUUUCCUUCUUUAUUCUUCAUCAGGGAAGACGGGCGACUUACCCCCAGGGGGCGCCAAUGCAUACGUAGACCCAAGGAAUAGAUCUCGUGCUUGAUUUAUAAGAUGAAUAAUGUCCCUAGUUGGUGUCACUGAGAAACAUUACGCUCAUAUUUCCUUUUUGUCGUUUUUUUCAUCCUGCCGCACAUCAAUGUGCACUUCGCGUAGCGUUCCCUACUGAUGGAUGUCGAUUUAUUUACAGUCAGGUAGUCAGCUGAGCUCCAAUUUACUCAUUUUCAUCGCCGAGGUCGAAUUUUUAUCGUUUGCCGUCCUUAUCGGACCUGAAAAUUCAGUCACAGACGCGCCGUGCUUGAAAUGACGUUUCCUGGUCCCGUGAUGUCAUCACGCACUCGUCUUUGGGACCAAUCAGAUGUGAGCAUCCGAGGCCAUAACAACAGCUUGUUGACCCCCACCCAAAAAAAAGAGAGAGAUGGCAAAUGUUUUAUUUUUGGGGUUUAUUGAGGUGAUAAUUUAUUUUUUUAUUGUACCUUUUACCUGCCUGGUUGAAUGUCUUUUACGUGUCUCUCCCAAACUGUUAAAAAAAAAAUAUAUAAUUAUAUUCUCACAGAGUGACAUUUCAGGGGACUAUUUAGCAGUAUUAUUUUAUCAGCACUCGUCCGACACUCCAGCGCAAACACUUGACUUGCGCGCGCGCGUUCGUCGCCUCGCGUCACCUUUUGAACGCAGCCUCGGGGUGCGUUUGACGCGCUUUGUAAAAAAAGAAACAGUUUGUUGGUUUCUUGCGGCCCUUGUAGGACUUUUGGAAGGACCAAGGUUCCCCACCCCGCUUUCAGACGUCACAUGAGCCGACCUCAACCCACACACCUGGAUUUUGUCAUGUAUGUUACUUGCAUUUAUUUUCUACAGCUGACACAAUCCCGAACGGUUUGGUAGAACAGUGACAGUGAGAUUAAAAGUUUCCAGAUGG